AUGUUGUUUGACCAGAGAAUUCUUCAAAAUGCUAGCAACGUCUGCAAUCACUUACUCAGCUUAGGGCCUUAUGCUAAUGAAGAUACGCCUGUGACUAAAACAUUUUGCGCAAGCAUCAGAAAUAUAGAACUGUAUUCGAAUUCGUCUAAAGCCUCGAGAGAGAAUGGCGAUAUUUAUUACUAUUUGCCUUUAAAUAGUAUUGUCAAGGCUAUAAGAAUUCAAUAUUAUCACAAUUAUAAAAUAUAUCCUUUUGAAUGUGAGAAUAUUGACGAAAUAAAAAUUAAAAUCAACAAAAUUAUAAAUCCUGAAAGGAGUAUUAGAGUUGGUGAUUGGUCAAUCAAUCAACAUUUUCAAAUGUUAAAUGAUCAUAUUGCGGUAUGUAUUAUACAUGUCUCAGUCCAAAUUCAAUUCGGCCGGCGAUUGAGCUCUAAAACCCCAAAUUUUGUUGUUGCAAAGUUGGAGUUGGAUUCCGAACAUUUAUUCAUGUUCGGGAAAUAA
Meloidogyne enterolobii is the source of this 498-nucleotide messenger RNA. The record is from the annotation of a GenBank genome assembly. NCBI's taxonomy places the organism in Eukaryota, Metazoa, Nematoda, Chromadorea, Rhabditida, Meloidogynidae.